Nicotiana tabacum (common tobacco) is the source of this 1160-nucleotide messenger RNA. RefSeq lists its product as uncharacterized. The record is from RefSeq and is a predicted model, not a curated record. Lineage: Eukaryota; Viridiplantae; Streptophyta; Magnoliopsida; Solanales; Solanaceae.
CUACACAUUGGCCAACCAAAGUAGGACCAAAGAAAAAAUUCCUAUAUGACUGAUUGCAUACCUUAGUUGAAAGUUGAAACUCAAACUAAUCAAUCAGUCCAACAAAAUCCAAAUCCCAAAUACCCUUUUCUUCCUUUUUUUUUCUUCUUGUAGAAAUGCAUUUGAAUUGAUUAGAAGAGGAAGAUCAACGAAAGGGAAAUUGAAGGAAAGUUAAUCAAGAACAAGAAGAAGAAAUUGAAUAUUAUGGCUUGCUUUUUUCCAUUUAAUAGCAGAAAUUUGGAUGCAAGUUUUUUCAUAUUCAGGCCAACAAUAGUGAUUGUAGAUGAUCUUGUGGAAGCUCUCAAGAAUUUCUCUUUUUGUACAGAAAGUCUUGGCUGUGUUCAUAGUGCCAUUUUUAGAAGUAUUCAUGGCAAUAUGAUGAUAUGGUAUGGAGCAUGGAUAAAGAGAUCUGGUGAAAAUAAGGACUUACUUGAUGCAGCUCUUCUCUCAAUGCUAACAAAUGUAUCAAGCAUGGCAAUCCUAAUGGAACAUGGCUUCUAUGAUGCAUAUGCUGGAGAAACAAAGGAUCAUUCCCCCGCCGCGAAGUUCUACACUGGGGAUAUAGUUUCCAUGAACUCCGCGGCCUCUUGUUCACAUCAACAUGACAUGCCAAUCGAACAUUUUUCCUACGCGUGCUUAGCCAUAUUCAAGGACCGGUUCAACAAGAUGGAUGGCGCGGUUGCUGGAGUUUGUUUAAAAUGUCAAACCAUACCCAAAGUUGCUGCCAUUUUUGUGUGGAAAUCGUUGCAAUGCUGCUAUAACUACAUCCUGAAUCAAGAUUCUAGGAGUGUUCUUCCUUAUUUUGAUGGAUUUUCACUUGAUUUGAAGUAUGAUGUGUUUAGGGUUGUUUAUGUAAGUGGAGAUGGUGCCUUAAACUUUCACUUUUACCCUCCACAUAAGAUGUUGGAGGGUAAAGAAGGGCUGUAUAAUGUUACUCAAGACCUGAAUAGAGUUGCUGAAUAGAAACUUAAACUAAGGGUUGUGUUAUAAGUACUACUAUGUGUGCUAUUUAGUUUAGUUUUGGACAUAUACAGACAUGUGGAUAUGCCUUCAAUUUUGGUAUGUAAUCGAUUGAGUAUAUUAUGAAAUGAUUCAUGCAGUGAGAAAAAUGUUAUUUUGCU